UUAGUUCUGUUAGUUAUUUAACAGUGAAUACCCCCUUUAACCCUUUUUAGCAUUUGUCAUCCAAAAAAUCAAUUUCUCUAACUCACUAGAGUCAAGAAAUGGUUAUACUUGCUCCUGAUGAGCUUCAUUUUGUGUUGUUUCCUCUGAUGGCUCAAGGCCAUAUUGUACCCAUGGUUGAUUUUGCCCGAAUACUAGCCCAACGUGGUGCGACUAUCACCUUAGUCACUACACCUCUUGCCGCCAAUCGGUUUAGGCCAGCAAUUGCCCGAGCAGUCGAAGCUAAGCUCAAGAUCCGGCUAGUUGAACUUCAUCUCCAGUUAGCCGAAGUUGGUUUACCAGAUGGCUGUGAGACCCUUGAUAAACUUCCUUCAUCUGAAUCGUCAGCCAAACUGUUUUUAGCGAUGGACUUGUUAGAACAAUCAGCAGAAGAUUUAAUUCGGGAACUUUCUCCUCCUGCAGAUUGCAUAAUCUCAGACUAUUUCUUCCCAUGGACUACAAAUGUUGCUCAAAGGUUUAACAUACCACGACUUGUGUUCCAUGGGCCAGGAUGCUUCUGGUUGUUGUGCAUGCAUGCUAUCUUCACUUCCAACAUAUUAGAAGGAAUCAAAUCAGACACAGAGCGGUUCAUGCUCCCUGGUUUGCCCAACAAAAUUGAAGUUACUAAGUUACAUAUCUUUGGUUCCUCUGAAAAACCCAGUGCUGAUCAGAAUGGGUUUUGGGCCCGUGCUAUUGAGGCAGACAAAGCUGCAUACGGGAUCGUGGUCCACACUUUCAACGAAUUGGAACCCGCAUAUGUUAAGGAAUUCUCAAAGGCAAGAGAUACAAAAGUAUGGUGUAUAGGUCCGGUUUCACUAUGCAACAAAGAUGAUCAGGACAUAGCUGAGAGAGGAAACAAGGCUGCAAUCAAUGAGCACGAGUGCUUGAAAUGGCUCGAUGAAAGGGAACCUGGUUCCGUGCUGUACGUUUGCUUAGGAAGUCUAAUUCGUGUUUCUACACAACAAGCAAUUGAGCUCGGACUAGGACUUGAGUUAACAAAGCAACCCUUUAUAUGGUGCAUAAGAAACAAAACAGAAGAACUGGAGAAAUGGUUUUCGGAUCAAGAGUUUGAUGAGAGGGUGAAAGACCGAGGGUUAAUCGUGCAUGGUUGGGCACCGCAAGUGUUGAUACUGUCACAUGGAGCAGUCGGGGGUUUCUUGACACACUGCGGAUGGAACUCGACGCUGGAAGCAGUGUGUGCCAGUGUGCCAAUGAUUACAUGGCCACAUUUUGCUGACCAGUUUCUAAAUGAAGCCUUCAUUGUAGAAAUUCUAAAAAUUGGAGUUAGAAUUGGUGUGGAAGUUCCUGUUGAUCCUUUCAGCCGCGAAGAUAAAGCUGAAGCGCUCGUGAAGAAGGAUGAUGUCAAGACGGCUAUCGAAUGCUUAAUGAAAGAAGAUGGCGACGAAGCGGAACAACGAAGGAAGACGGUAAAGAAGCUUGCGGAAAUGGCUAAGAUAGCGAUGGCGGAAGGGGGGUCUUCUUAUGUUAGUAUAUCAUCGUUAAUUCAAGAUAUAUUUCAUUAUCAAAGACGUGACAUACAACAUUAGUUAGUAGAGCAACGAGCACUAUUGUAUUUAUAGACGUCUCUUUCUUGUCAUAUAUAAUAUCACUAUUUCAAUAAAGCACUCAUCUGUCACUGAAAGGAGAUCUAAGAAUGUAUAGAUACAAUUCACUCAUCGAUCUGUGUCGCGCAACAAAUCAACGUCGUAAAUUAGUGGGUCGCUACAAGUCUAAUUUAGUUUGUUAACGACACAUUUAG
This is a messenger RNA of Erigeron canadensis, 1795 nucleotides long. Its product is annotated as UDP-glycosyltransferase 73E1-like. Gene Ontology annotation, molecular function: UDP-glycosyltransferase activity. The transcript has a single exon. The record is from RefSeq and is a predicted model, not a curated record. Lineage: Eukaryota; Viridiplantae; Streptophyta; Magnoliopsida; Asterales; Asteraceae. The coding region runs from base 99 to 1583 and encodes 494 amino acids.